GCCUUUGGCCCAGUCAGAACUAGAGGAGACACCCGGGUGCUAGCUCGCGUGCUCGGAUGGUGUAACGUAUGCCCUUGCGUGAUCGGAAAACGGGUUUACAUGAGAUGCAGCAUUCGAGUUGAUCCUGGUGGGUGAAAUUCUUGCCCAAUCACUAGAACUGGUCUGUCUUGCGACCGUCCACACUGGACAUGCUGGCGGCGAAAAAGAGACGGAAUUCGAGCAGGUCUUGUCGCAUUGCAUUUUUACCACGCAAGGACUGCUAGAUGGUACUGAUCUCAUAGUAUGUCGAGUGUAAAUGAGAGCGGUGCGGUCGACGUGAAGUGCCAAGAAGACUGACCAGACAAUGAGUGCAGAAUCAUGUCAGCUGUUUCGGAGCGCGUGGACGCGCAAGAACAAAACUAGCGAGGCACCCUGCAGAAGUGCCAGGCUCCGCAACUGUGCGGAUUCCCCGUAAUGGCGCCAAGCCUCGCAGGCCCCAGAACAUGCUUGCCCUUCCAAGAGAGCCCAAGUUUGCAGAUGGUUUGAUCUAGGACUCGGGCCAAACAGCAGACUUGCAGUUCUUGCUGGCCAAGGCAGACUGGUGGCGUUUCGAUGGGCCAGGGGCUGCCAGGCCUGCCGCCAUGUGCGAUUACCCGAGUUCGCGAAACCAUCUCGUCUGAUUUGGCUGCUGUUUGCGCGCAGGGGCCACGCCAAGGAAACUUCGAUGUGCGACAAUGCAUUUUUUCAACCUGCCCGUUGGAGGCACCAAGGCACCGGAAGCACGCUCCCGCCUGGAGUCCAGGUGGCCAGCUUCACCAUGUGUUUCCUCAGCGCUCAGACGCCCAAGACAGGUGCACGUGGAGGUGCACGUGGAGGUGCAUGGCCGCACAGAUGCCACUUGUUGUUUGCAUGUGUGCAGCUUCCAUUCCUUCUGAGCCCGAGUGAAAAUGUUGAAUGUCGGCUGGAGGCAGCCAUUGACAGGCGCAACUCAAAGGGUCUGAGACAGAAGGGUCGCUGGCGUUUGCUUGAUUUGGUGCCGGCCUUUUUGCCAUGGAUGUCAAUCGAAGCUGACACCCAGACAACCCCGCGCACGUCGCUUAUUGGUUUAGCCAUUGAGCGCUUCGCGCAUGGCUUUGCAAAGGUCAGGCACAUGGCCUGGUCCUGGAUGGUUGAUGCUAUGGGCAGCCUGUAGGGACUUGCCCUUGGUACAUCAGAUGCUUGUAGAACCUAAACUCAACACGCAACACGUACUUGCAGCUUGUGUGGACUGGGGCUCAAACCCCAAAGCCCAGUUCCCAAGUCAGAAAACGUGCCCCGCCGUGCACCCAAAGAGUUGCAGAAAUUGAGAGUGCCCAGCCCGAGCGCUUGUGUCAAUAUCAACGCAAAGAUGGUUCCUUUGCUCGACAGAAGGGAAGGCAGGUGUCAGGCUUUCCUUUCCAAAACUUAUCAUCAGUUUGCCAACUGCAAAAGAGCAAAGAACACUGGCCAAGGUGAUGCGCUAGGGCCUUAGGGCUGCUAGGCCUCAUGCCGCAUCUUCCUGCAUGCUCAACAUUUGCGCCUUUUUCGCUACGAGUUGCGGCCUUUUUGUUGUUGCUCAAUUUGAGUGUUAAGCGCAAGCUCUCCGAAGCUGCAGGCAAGAAUUCCCGACCAACAGGCCGAAACUCCCGACCAACAGUAACUGGCAACUUCAAAUAUGUGCGACAAUGCAUUUCAUACAAGUUGCCUGUCCUCAGGGCUUACAAGCCCAAGACAGGAUGUGCGUGGAGGUGCAUAGCUGUGGCAGCUGCUUGCGCACCUUCCAUACCUGAGCCAGCUGUGCUCCGUCAAGGGUGAUGCUGGACAUGGAGUUGCUGGCCGGCGGGUCUGACCCUUCAGUGACCAUAGACACCUAUGAGCACCAGCCCCUUCAAUGGAACGCUGCUCCCGGCCCUGUGCCUCAAGAGGUCCGCAAAGUCCGACGCGAGCGCACCUUGGCUCCGGAGUGGCAGGUCAAGCCGUAGACGAUGUUUAUACCGACGCGAUGGCCCGGAAGCAGACGAAGUCGCGUGGCUUCCUUGUUCCUUUUGUCGACUGGCCGGACCCGGGAAUUUGCGCCCUGCAACUGAGGGCGACAGCGACCCAUGUGUCGCGUGCAAAAGCACUGGGCAACGGGGUGAUGCCACUUUGGAUCAGGUUUUGUUUGACGUGGUGUGCUAUUUGCUUGCGGACCCCGAUUUGCGCAUUCGCCGGAUGGAACCGUGCCUGAGCAGCGUCCAAUACCUCCGUGCUCAUGCUCACUUUGCCUAAGCAAGAAGUGCACGAGCGUAAAGCGCCAUAAGCUGAUGGCCAAGGAAAACCUGUUACAUGCGUCGCGUAAGCAAAAACUCCACGCGUGCGAGGUGGUGAUAACCUGGUGGCGUAGGCUAAACGAUGCGACAUAGCAAGCCAUGAUUUGUUUGGACAUGGCUCACUUGCGUGAGUCGCGGACAGAGGCUGUUUUCAUGUUCGCGCAACCCCGACUUGCAGGGUUUUAGACACAACCAGCACGAAGGUCCCAGUUCCCCUAACACUGCUUGUUCGGCCCUCAAGAUUCCAUCAUUCUAGAGCCCUCCUUUCCAUCAUUCUACAGCCGGCCCGCCCGUGCCCCAACCCAGCCUCGCGCGCGCAUUCUGCACUUCUGCAUUACAUUUCCAAAACCUGUGAUGAACUCUUUGGGCUCCGCUUAUUCGGGGUAGGCGUUGGCCCGAUUGCUGCUCGAGGUGUUCCAAAGUUUGCCAAUUGCAAAAGCGAAGUGUCGCACGCGCAGUGCACAAGGACGGCAGCGGGUGAUGCCCCGUUGUGUUGUGGCUGGCCUGCCACUCGCUGUGUCCGAACGAGGCAGCGGAAUGCCCAGGCCAAACGCAUCCCUGCAAGGCAUGUUAGCCGGCAACGCGAGAAGCCAGGAAAGCUUGAUGGGGCAAAAAUACGCAGCAGGCCCAACUUGAAAGCCUCUGCCUACACGUGACACGUCUUGGCUGGUGGGACAUCCAGCCAUUCUUGGCCCUCUAUUUUGUGGAGACCGGCUCUUGAGCAGCAAAAUUCAACAGCCGCUGCGGGAAGGCUUGAGCCUGGGGCAUCGAAAGCGAGUAAGGCGGUGUGUGAGCAGUGCCCGCAAAUUGGCGGGGCUUCAUCUGACUGAAAGCGGGUCCAACGCGAGUUUUUUGCUGAAGGGUCCAGAACUAUGUUUCAAUCGUGCCUGAAAUCGCCGAUGGCGUGAACCUUACUAUGAGCACGAACAGCUGCAACCUGGAUCGCAAGCGAGUAAGGCGGUGCGUGUGUGAACUGGAGUGCCCGCUUUUGUCGCACUCAAAGCAGGGUCAGGCUCUUGAUUUUUUGCUGAAGGGCCCAGAGCUAGUUUUCAAUCCCACACGGCGGUGCUCGUGCGUGACUGCCAGAACAGGUGGCCCAGAGCAGAUCAGAACAGCCCGGGGUGUGUGAAGAGGCAGUCCCCGCUCGUGCAGCCAACUUUGCGCUGGAUUGAACCUUGUUGCCGGCAGCAGCAGUGGCAAAACAUGUUCAGCGCCUUUCAGCCUGAUUACCGAGAGCAACUUCUGUAGCAGCGUUUUGUUUCUCUUUCCCCGUUCCCGUGUGCUGAAGCCAUGUGACUGAGCGUGGUCACGGAGGGUAGUUUGUAGUUAGACGGUGCCAAGGAUGUAGUUGCCAAGAAGGUGUCGACAGCUGCUGGCCGGACCCGAUAAUUUGCUGGGCCUUGCGACUGAGUGGGCGUUAAGCGACAGCGACCCAUGUGUCGCGUGCAAAAAGCACUGGGCAACGGGGUGAUGCCACUUUGGAUCAAGUUUUGUUUGUGGACCUGAUUUGCGCAUUUGCGGGAUGGAAAGGUGCCUGAGCAGCGUCCAAUACCUCCGUGCUCAUGUUUACUUUGCCUGAGCAAGAAGCAGUGCACGAGCGUAAAGCGCCGUAAGCUGAUGGGCAAGGAAGACCUGUUCCAUGCGUCGCGUAAGCAACAACUCCACGCGUGUGAGGUGGUGAUGACCUGGUGGCGUAGGCUAAACGAUGCGACAUAGCAAGCCAUGAUUUGUUUGGACAUGGCUCACUUGCGUGAGUCGCGGACAGGCGCUGUGAGUCCGCUUCAGAGAGGCAGACACAACCAGCACGAAGGUCCCAGUUCCCCUAACACUGCUUGUUCGGCCCUCAAGAUUCCAUCAUUCUAGAGCCCUCCUUUCCAUCAUUCUACAGCCAGCCCGCCCGUGCCCCAACCCAGCCUCGCGCGCGCAUUCUGCGCUUCUGCAUUACACAGCGUCCCCGACCCUGUUUCCGAACUACUCAGAAGCCGUGGUGUCAGGUUUUCCUUUCCAAAACCUGUGAUGAACUGUUUGGGCCCCGCUUAUUCGGGGUGGGCGUUGGCCCGAUUGCUGCUCGAGGUGUUCCAAAGUUUGCCAAUUGCAAAAGCGAAGUGUCACACUCGCAUAAGUGCACAAGGACGGCAGCGGGUGAUGCCCCGUUUUGUUGUGCGGGGCCUGCCACUCGCUGUGUCCGAACGAAUAGGAAUUCACAGGCCAAACGCAUCCCUGCAAGGCAUGUUAGCCGGCAACGCGAGAAGCCAGGAAAGCUUGAUGUUUCGAUUUCGUGCCCGAAAUCGCGGAUGUUGCGUGAACCUUGCAGCUUUACCAAACUUGGUAGCUUUUGUGUUGCCUGACAUCCAUUCUUGGCUCAAGAGCCGAACAGCUGCCUGGAUCGCAAGCGAGUAAGGCGGUGCGUGUGAGAACUGGAGUGCCCGCGUUUGUCGCACUCAAAGCAGGGUCAGGCUCUUGAUUUUUUGCUGAAGGGCCCAGAGCUAGUUUUCAAUCCCACACGGCGGUGCUCGUGCGUGACUGCCAGAACAGGUGGCCCAGAGCAGAUCAGAACAGCCCGGGGUGUGUGAAGAGGCAGUCCCCGCUCGUGCAGCCAACUUUGCGCUGGAUUGAACCUUGUUGCCGGCAGCAGCAGUGGCAAAACAUGUUCAGCGCCUUUCAGUCUGAUUACCGAGAGCAACUUCUGUAGCAGCGUUUUGUUUCUCUUUCCCCGUUCCCGUGUGCUGAAGCCAUGUGACUGAGCGUGGUCACGGAGGGUAGUUUGUAGUUAGACGGUGCCAAGGAUGUAGUUGCCAAGAAGGUGUCGACAGCUGCUGGCCGGACCCGAUAAUUUGCUGGGCCUUGCGACUGAGUGGGCGUUAAGCGACAGCGACCCAUGUGUCGCGUGCAAAAAGCACUGGGCAACGGGGUGAUGCCACUUUGGAUCAAGUUUUGUUUGUGGACCUGAUUUGCGCAUUUGCGGGAUGGAAAGGUGCCUGAGCAGCGUCCAAUACCUCCGUGCUCAUGUUUACUUUGCCUGAGCAAGAAGCAGUGCACGAGCGUAAAGCGCCAUAAGCUGAUGGGCAAGGAAGACCUGUUACAUGCGUCGCGUAAGCAACAACUCCACGCGUGUGAGGUGGUGAUGACCUGGUGGCGUAGGCUAUACGAUGCGACAUAGCAAGCCAUGAUUUGUUUGGACAUGGCUCACUUGCGUGAGUCGCGGACAGGCGCUGUGAGUCCGCUUCAGAGAGGCAGACACAACCAGCACGAAGGUCCCAGCUCCCCUAACACUGCUUGUUCGGCCCUCAAGAUUCCAUCAUUCUAGAGCCCUCCUUUCCAUCAUUCUACAGCCAGCCCGCCCGUGCCCCAACCCAGCCUCGCGCGCGCAUUCUGCGCUUCUGCAUUACACAGCGUCCCCGACCCUGUUUCCGAACUACUCAGAAGCCGUGGUGUCAGGUUUUCCUUUCCAAAACCUGUGAUGAACUGUUUGGGCCCCGCUUAUUCGGGGUGGGCGUUGGCCCGAUUGCUGCUCGAGGUGUUCCAAAGUUUGCCAAUUGCAAAAGCGAAGUGUCACACGCGCAUAAGUGCACAAGGACGGCAGCGGGUGAUGCCCCGUUUUGUUGUGCGGGGCCUGCCACUCGCUCGCUGUGUCCGAACGAAGAGGAAUUCACAGGCCAAACGCAUCCCUGCAAGGCAUGUUAGCCGGCAACGCGAGAAGCCAGGAAAGCUUGAUGUUUCGAUUUCGUGCCCGAAAUCGCGGAUGUUGCGUGAACCUUGCAGCUUUAGCAAACUUGGUAGCUUUUGUGUUGCCUGACAUCCAUUCUUGGCCUGAUAUUUUUUGGAGACUACCUGUGCUCAAGAGCCGAACAGCUGCCUGGAUCGCAAGCGAGUAAGGCGGUGCGUGUGUGAACUGGAGUGCCCGCUUUUGUCGCACUCAAAGCAGGGUCAGGCUCUUGAUUUUUUGCUGAAGGGCCCAGAGCUAGUUUUCAAUCCCACACGGCGGUGCUCGUGCGUGACUGCCAGAACAGGUGGCCCAGAGCAGAUCAGAACAGCCCGGGGUGUGUGAAGAGGCAGUCCCCGCUCGUGCAGCCAACUUUGCGCUGGAUUAGACCUUGUUGCCGGCAGCAGCAGUGGCAAAACAUGUUCAGCGCCUUUCAGCCUGAUUACCGAGAGCAACUUCUGUAGCAGCGUUUUGUUUCUCUUUCCCCAUUCCCGUGUGCUGAAGCCAUGUGACUGAGCGUGGUCACGGAGGGUAGUUCGUAGUUAGACGGUGCCAAGGAUGUAAUUGCCAACGCCUUGAACUUGUGAUUGUGAUUGCCCGCAAGCUUUACAGGGACAGCUGGUAGGCUUCCGGGAUGCUGCCUGCCCCCGUUCAGCGCAAGUCAGGUGCAAUGUGACAGACUAAAAGACUUCUACUGUACACGUUCCACGCGAGCGAGCCAAUGAGCUCCCGGUGGAAACUUCGCAAAUGUAGCGUGCAAAAGAUUGCCCGGAGCCAAUGAUUGGCAAGCAAUGGAAUGGGAGAGUGGGGCGAGGGGGGAAGGGUGGGCCAUUUGUUGAUUGAGAAUUUGCGAUUAAAAACUCAGUGAAUUUGAUUUCCUGUGUUUGCCGUACUAGUUUCACGCUUGGAAGGGUUUGGCUCCUUCCAGGAAUUCGGAACCACUCUAAACCAUUCCCUUUGGUUGAUCCCAAACAGUUCCGGCUGGGAACAAAAGAGGCCGUCGUUGAAACCACCACACACUUUUGAGCGAAUCAUGGCAGAUCAUCAUCAGCUACUCAUGCUCUCAAGUCUUCCAGAGAGCUGGGGCCAUUCUGGGGCAUCAUGUGUCAUUCACCGAGUUGCCAAGAAAGUGGGCACAUUCUUAAAGCCUCACCUUGGCACUGAAUCGCAAGCCGACAAAUCCCCGGCUUUGCAAGGGCCUCGGGCGGCGAUCGAAACAGCGCCCAGCAUGGCUAUCCAGAGGGAAGUGCUAUUUGACAUAUUGAUUUGACGUAUUGAUUUGCCAGCGCUGGUUGAUUUGCAGUCAUGCCCCCCUCCCCCCCAAAUUAUUUUUGCAAAAAGCAUGAAACAUAAAGUGUUGGUUUCCUGGAACAAGUUCUUGCAGAAGGGUUGAUGGGAAAGAUGUUCGUUCAUAAAACCCCUUGCGACCGCUUGCGAUGUGCUUGUCCCUUGUGGCAAUGCAUUCAGAUGGACCUGUGUUUAGACUUGAGCCUUACUCGUUGCAUCAAGGGCGCGCAGUUGCUGCCCUUGCAGGGAUUGAAGUUGUUCCUGAGAAGCAAACAAAGGCAGUUGACACCUGCAGCUGCAAGGUGUCGGAAGUUGCCCAAAAAGAAAUUCUUACCGCUUGGAGUAGCCUCAGCUUAGCACUGGAGGACUGAUAAUGCAGUGCACGCGUAUGUUUGCUUGUCGUGUGAGUCAUUCUAGUUCAGCUCAGCGUGUGAUGCGUCUGCAUGGAUAGCGCCUCUUAGGGUUUUGGCUGCGUACAAAUUGGGAGCUGAGCAAUGCAAGCACGCUUUUGUGUGUUGCUGCUGUGUUGGCGCAAAAAUCGGGAUGAGUGCCACAGCAGCGGGACCUGUUGCCGAAUUGCAGGGCGAUAAACGAGCGCGGAAUUAAGUUGUUGCUGUGCAGCAAGUUUGGAGGAAGCUCAGCUUGGCACUGGAGGAAUGAACAAACGUACGCUGUGUUGCCUGUCGUGCGAGUCAGUGCAGGGCAAUAACGUUUGUGCACAGCUUGACGUGUGUUGGACGUUUUACACAUUCCGUAGCACUGGAGGAAUGAUGAUGUAGCUGCACUCUUCACGCAUGUUAUUAGGCUUUUGGUGUGUUGGCGCUACUGUAAAUCGGGAUGAGUGCCACAGCAAUGCAAGGACACUUGCAAGCGUCGCAGCUUGUCCACAGCAUGAAGUCUCUUAGGGUUUUGGCUGGAUUCAAAUUGGGACAUAAGUGCUUUUCGCGUCGGGACCUGUUGCCGAAUUGCAGGGCGAUAAACGAGCGCGGAAUCAAGUUGUUGCUGUGCAGCAAGUUUGGAGGAAGCUCAGCUUGGCACUGGAGGAAUGAACAAACGUACGCUGUUUUGCCUGUCGUGCGAGUCAGUGCAGGGCAAUAACGUUUGUGCACAGCUUGACGUGUGUUGGACGUUUUACACAUUCCGUAGCACUGGAGGAAUGAUGAUGUAGCUGCACUCUUCACGCAUGUUAUUAGGCUUUUGGUGUGUUGGCGCUAAAUCGGGAUGCGUGCCACAGCAAUGCAAGGACACUUGCAAGCGUCGCAGCUUGUCCACAGCAUGAAGUCUCUUAGGGUUUUGGCUGGAUUCAAAUUGGGACAUAAGUGCUUUUCGCGUCGGGACCUGUUGCCGAAUUGCAGGGCGAUAAACGAGCGCGGAAUUAAGUUGUUGCUGUGCAGCAAGUUUGGAGGAAGCUCAGCUUGGCACUGGAGGAAUGAACAAACGUACGCUGUUUUGCCUGUCGUGCGAGUCAGUGCAGGGCAAUAACGUUUGUGCACAGCUUGACGUGUGUUGGACGUUUUACACAUUCCGUAGCACUGGAGGAAUGAUGAUGUAGCUGCACUCUUCACGCAUGUUAUUAGGCUUUUGGUGUGUUGGCGCUAAAUCGGGAUGCGUGCCACAGCAAUGCAAGGACACUUGCAGGCGUCACAGCCUGUCCACGGCAUGAAGUCUCUUAGGGUUUUG
Effrenium voratum is the source of this 8976-nucleotide messenger RNA. The record is from the annotation of a GenBank genome assembly. NCBI's taxonomy places the organism in Eukaryota, Dinophyceae, Suessiales, Symbiodiniaceae.